AUGAGUGUAUGUUUGGUUAUUACGAAGAGUGUUGCAACGGCAACAUUAGGUAUUUACACAGGUAUGGUUGUCACAAGAAACUUACUCCAAACCGAGGAAGAAAGUACAAACAAAGAAAACAACUGUCUAUACAGUCUUACUAGUAAAGCGUUGGCUACUGUUUCUACAGUUUUUUUUGGAAUGUCAUAUUUUAAAGCGCCACAGCAAUGGAAACACCCGUACUUACUAUAUUGUUUCUUGGGUAUCCCUCUGACGUUGAUACUUGGAUCGUUUGGGAGGGGGGCUUUAUCGUGCGAUAGCUGUAAUAAAGUAAGGAAAUACGUUGGAAGUUUGCGCAGAGUUGUAGCAGAUGGUAGCUCUUUAGAUAGUGGUGAGCUGUCGAACGAAACCAGUAUGAGUGAGGAUCAUGAUGAUAUCAUAUCUGAAGACAGCAUAGUGGAUUUGGGGGAUGAUGCAUCAGCCAAGACCGAAAUAGUCAGCAAAGGUUUUGCCGGUUAUGCAGCGGCGGCAGCGGCAAUCGUAGUGUUUACUGCUAAUGUGGUAGGCUGUAUAGGCGAGACUUUGUGA
This is a messenger RNA of Eremothecium sinecaudum, 567 nucleotides long. It is a transcript of the gene ATG33, whose product is annotated as Atg33p. The record is from RefSeq and is a predicted model, not a curated record. The coding region runs from base 1 to 567 and encodes 188 amino acids. The transcript has a single exon. Gene Ontology annotation, cellular component: mitochondrion. Gene Ontology annotation, biological process: autophagy of mitochondrion. NCBI's taxonomy places the organism in Eukaryota, Fungi, Ascomycota, Saccharomycetes, Saccharomycetales, Saccharomycetaceae.